This is a messenger RNA of Phragmites australis (common reed), 1387 nucleotides long. Its product is annotated as cyclin-dependent kinase B1-1. The transcript is spliced from 7 exons. The coding region runs from base 156 to 1076 and encodes 306 amino acids. The record is from RefSeq and is a predicted model, not a curated record. Lineage: Eukaryota; Viridiplantae; Streptophyta; Magnoliopsida; Poales; Poaceae. Gene Ontology annotation, cellular component: nucleus; cyclin-dependent protein kinase holoenzyme complex; cytoplasm. Gene Ontology annotation, biological process: G1/S transition of mitotic cell cycle; protein phosphorylation; regulation of G2/M transition of mitotic cell cycle. Gene Ontology annotation, molecular function: ATP binding; cyclin binding; cyclin-dependent protein serine/threonine kinase activity.
ACCCACCCCCUUCUUCUUCGUCUUCCCAUCGUUUGCCUCUCACCCCAUUUCAAAAUCCCCUCUCCUGCUAGGGUUUCACGUUUGCGGCGCCGCCUCUUCUCGCGACAGCAGCAACGGCGACGACGAGGGGGAAGGGGAGCGAUCCAGGGAAGGGGAUGGACAUCGUGGACAAGUACGAGAAGCUGGAGAAGGUCGGGGAGGGCACCUACGGCAAGGUGUACAAGGCGCAAGACAAGGCGACGGGCCAGCUCGUCGCGCUCAAGAAGACCCGCCUCGAGAUGGACGAGGAGGGCAUCCCGCCCACCGCGCUCCGCGAGAUCUCCCUCCUCAAUCUCCUCUCCCACUCCCUCUACGUCGUCCGCCUCCUCGCCGUCGAGCAGGCCACCAAGAACGGCAAGCCCGUCCUCUACCUCGUCUUCGAGUUCCUCGACACCGACCUCAAGAAGUUCCUCGACGUCUACCGCAGGGGGCCCAACGCAAGGCCGCUCCCCACACACCUUGUCAAGAAUUUCUUGUAUCAGUUAUGCAAAGGAGUUGCACACUGCCAUGGCCAUGGUGUCCUUCACCGGGAUUUAAAGCCACAAAAUCUGCUAGUUGACAAGGAGAAGGGGAUAUUGAAAAUUGCAGAUCUUGGGCUAGGUAGAGCUUUUACCGUGCCAAUGAAAAGCUACACCCAUGAGAUUGUAACACUUUGGUAUAGAGCUCCUGAAGUUCUGCUUGGAACUACACAUUACUCAACUGGUGUUGAUAUGUGGUCUGUUGGAUGUAUCUUUGCUGAAAUGGUCAGAAGACAGGCUCUUUUUCCUGGUGACUCUGAGUUGCAACAGUUGCUUCACAUUUUCAGGUUGCUGGGAACUCCUACUGAGGAGCAAUGGCCUGGAUUGACUGCUUUGAGGGACUGGCAUGAGUUUCCCCAGUGGAAGACCCAGAGUUUGGCCCGUGCUGUCCCAACGCUGGAACCUGAAGGCAUUGACCUACUAUCAAAAAUGCUUCAGCUUGAUCCGUCAAACAGGAUAUCAGCAAAAGCUGCGAUGGAGCAUCCCUACUUCGACAGCCUUGACAAGUCCCAGUUCUAGUCCCUGUACCAUGUGAUUCAGAACAUGCCGUUACUCUACGGAAUGAGUCUUCUGAUGGAGCUAUGAAAUUUUUCACUUGCCAUCUAGGCAACAACUGGGUCAAUACUUAUUACUAAUGGUUCGUGGAGAGAUUGUAAAAUUGGCGUGCCUGUUUUCAUGUCAAGGCCAUAUGUGUGUUUAUGGGGAGUGAGUAUUGCUGCGUAUCACUGAAUAAACUAUGUAGCAUCUUUUUUUUGGUAACAGCUUGUCUUAUGAACUUAUCAUGUACUAUAACAGAAGUUAUAUGUUUCAGAUUCUGUCUUUUUAUCCUA